Messenger RNA from Eurypyga helias (sunbittern), 2370 nucleotides. It is a transcript of the gene MELTF, whose product is annotated as antigen p97 (melanoma associated) identified by monoclonal antibodies 133.2 and 96.5. Lineage: Eukaryota; Metazoa; Chordata; Aves; Eurypygiformes; Eurypygidae. The record is from RefSeq and is a predicted model, not a curated record. Gene Ontology annotation, biological process: iron ion transport. The transcript has 16 exons. Gene Ontology annotation, cellular component: plasma membrane; extracellular region; recycling endosome. Bases 166 to 2370 code for a protein of 734 amino acids.
UGACGUGUGCCAACAUAAGCAAGAUAAAUUGUUGAACAAAGUGCACCUGCAAUUGAAAGCUGCUGGUUUUCAGCAAAGAGCAAGCUGGGGAGAACACAUUUGCAGGAGCCUUGAUCUCUGGGGGUUCUGAAGGCUGGAAAAAGCACAAAUCCCACAGUUUUCACCAUGAAGAGCUCCAGAAAUGUCUUCUGUCUUCUCUUUGUUCAUGCUGCUCUCGGCCUGGAACGUGUCCGGUGGUGCACCAUCUCUCAGCAAGAACUCUCCAAGUGUAAUGACAUGAGUAAGGCCUUCGGGAGGGCUGGCAUCCUUCCCCCUCUGGAGUGUACAGCGUGGGGGUCAGCUGCUAACUGUACCCAGAUGAUCAAGGAGGACUUGGCAGAUGCAGUGACGCUGGAUGGACGUUUGAUUUACCAGGCUGGAAAGGAGCAUGGCCUGAAACCUGUGGUUGGGGAAGUGUACGAUCAAGAGAUUGGAACUUCCUAUUACGCCGUGGCUGUGGUGAGGAAGAACUCCAGCAUCACCAUCGACAGCUUGAAGGGUGUCCGUUCAUGUCACACAGGCAUCAACAGAACCGCCGGCUGGGAUGUGCCCGUGGGUUAUCUGACUGACAGCGGGCGCCUGGCAGCCAUGGGAUGUGACCUUCCACAAGCUGUAAGUGACUAUUUCAAUGCAAGCUGUGUUCCUGGAGCAAUUGGCGUAAACUAUCCCAGUUCCCUGUGCCAGCUCUGCAGAGGGAAUUCGGCUGGGAAGAGCAAAUGCGAACGAAAUUCCCAAGAGCAAUACUAUGACUACAGUGGGGCUUUCAGGUGUUUGGCUGAAGGUGCUGGAGACGUCGCUUUUGUGAAGCACAGCACAGUGCCUGAAAACACAGAUGGAAGAAGUCUUUCUUCAUGGGCCCAGCGGCUUCGCUCCCGGGAUUUCCAGCUUCUGUGCCGCAACGGCAACACAGCUGAUGUGACGGAGUGGAGAACCUGCCACCUGGCCCGAGUCCCGGCUCGAGCCGUGGUGGUGCGGCCUGACACAGAUGGGGCAGCUGUCUUCCAGCUCCUGAACCAGGGACAACAAAGAUUUAAUGGGGUAGGCACCAAGUUCCAGAUGUUUGACUCCGCAGCCUACGGUGCCCAGAAUCUUCUGUUCAGAGACUCCACCAUGGAGCUCGUUGCGAUCACAGCUCAGGAUUACCAGGCAUGGCUGGGUGAGGAGUAUCUUCGUGCUGUGCAAGCCCUGAGCUGCAACCCCAACACCUUGCCAGAAAGCCUGAACUGGUGUGUUGUAUCCACCGAGGAGAUUUGGAAAUGUGGCGAAAUGGCCAUCGCUUUUAGGAAAAAGAAUUUGAAACCAGCAAUUCAGUGUAUUUCGGCCAAGACAAAGGAGCAGUGCAUGGAGAUGAUCCAGAAAAAGGAAAGUGAUGCUGUAGUUCUGGGUGGAGAUGAUAUUUACACAGCUGGAAAGACGUACGGCCUUGUACCAGCUGCUGGAGAAAGUUACUCUGCCGAUGACAACAGCAAUGCAUACUAUGCUGUGGCACUGGUGAAACGAAAUCUGUCCAAUGCCUUCACCAUCAGUGAUCUGAAAGGGAAGAAGUCCUGCCACACAGGGCUGGGGAGAAACGCCGGAUGGAAUAUCCCCAUUGGUAUUCUGAUUAAGAGGGGCAUUAUUAAGACCAGAGACUGUGAUAUUCCUCAAGCUGUGAGUGAGUUUUUCUCUGCCAGCUGUGUGCCCUCGGCUAAGCUGGACAGCUACCCAUCGAAGCUCUGUCAGCUGUGUGUUGGAGAUGACAGUGGGAACCACAAAUGCAGUGCAAGCAGCCAGGAGCGUUAUUACAGCUACAGUGGAGCCUUCAGGUGCCUGGCAGAGGACUCUGGGGACGUGGCCUUUGUCAAGCACUCGACAGUGUUCGAGAACACGGAUGGUAAAAAUACUGAUAGUUGGGCCCAGAACUUGAAUUCCAGUGACUUCCAGUUGCUGUGUCCAAAUGGUGCCCGUGCUGAAGUCACCCAGUUUGCCGAGUGUCACCUGGCUCAGGUCCCGGCUCAGGCCGUUAUGGUUCAUCCAGACACCAACGUUUUUGCUCUGUAUGGACUCCUGGACAAAGCCCAGGUCUACUUUGGAAACAGCAGCAAUGGAAAUGGAUUCAAAAUGUUUGAUUCUUCAACUUUUCAAGGAAAAAACUUGAUCUUUAAGGAUUCCACUGUUGAGAUCGUGCCAGUAGAGGAGAAGAGGACCUAUGCAGAGUGGCUGGGGAGGGAGUAUCUCGAGUCCCUUGAAGGGAUGCAAACGCCACAGUGCUCUGGGGCAGCUGCAGUAACAACAAAUGUUGCUGUGCUGCUGGCAGGCAGCCUCCUCCUGGCUACACCUACCACCUCAUGA